Molecule: messenger RNA, 426 nt
Organism: Penicillium manginii
Lineage: Eukaryota; Fungi; Ascomycota; Eurotiomycetes; Eurotiales; Aspergillaceae
Exons: 1
Coding region: 1-426 (141 amino acids)
Source: RefSeq, a predicted model, not a curated record
AUGAUUGGGUCAGGAAUUUUGGCCCCUGCCUCACUAUCGGCUGCCGUACCCUCCGAAGACACUUGCAACGACCCGAACGCAGAGAAUAUCUCACCAGCCUCAUGUUCUACCGAAGCGAGCAACCUUCCUACGACGGAACUUAAGCAAAUCCUGCGACGCAAUGGCGACCUUGCCCUACCGGCCCUCAGACUCUUAGAUUUGUAUCUAUGUCUAUGGGAAAGUUACGUCGUUAAAUCUGCGGAGAGUAUCCGGCUUGAAGAUGAGCGGCGUCACAUAUGCGAGUUAAACGAAUCGCUGGAAGACGAGACUGAUAUUCUCCUCCAGUACUGCAACCGACAGGCAGUGGAGUUAGAGAGUCGGAAAAGGACAGUGAAUGCAUUCCACGCGAAUGCCAUGUCGGCUUUACAAAACAUCGACCUCCCUUAA